GGCAACCAACAAUGUAGACGAGCUCCACAAACUAUAACAUAUUCAGGUCAGGCUGCGUGUUAACACUCACUAAACGGGCGGUGCGUUCAUAUUUUGGGUCUGUUACAGACAGCUGCUCCGUAAAACACAGUAACAGGAUUUUUUUCAUUUAAAAAAGUUUUUAAAGGAGUUUUGUUGAAUCAUUAUCUUCACAAAAGAAAUUAGCUGCCUGCUAGCGAGUGAGCUAGCGUUAACAUCACAAACAUCUCUUUGUAUGGAGUUACCGAGAGACCUCCACUAGCUGAAGCAGCUCCUGAGACAAAUAGCGGGGAACUUUGGAGGUUCUUAAACUUUGUGAGAGCCCAAACCGAGAGAGAUCUGCCAGCUCGUGUACUUUGGGGAUGUCGUGCUGGAGUGGAAAGGCCCGGGGGGGCAGUCAGGGUCUCCAGCCUCUCAGAGCUACUGUUCCCUUCCAGCUCCACAAUAAAACCCCACCACGUUGCUGCAGAGAUGCACUAACAGUUGAGUGCAAGACAAAGGCUCGUCCUCCGAAGCCAACGCUGCGACGGACUCUUUCGCUGGACACGCUGGUGGGGCCGUACCUGCAGGGCCACUGGCCCAAACAGCCAGAAAGUCAGAAUGUAACCUGUGUCAAUGACAAAGCCACACAGACCCCCAGUUCUUGGACUGAGGAGACCCGUGGUAGAAGAGGUGGAGUGGGACACAAACGCUCUGCCUCAUGGGGCAGUGCCGAGCAUCUGAGAGAGGUUGCUAAGCUAAGGCACUCGCUACAGAAGCGCUCCAGACAUGCACCUCCUGCUGCUGGCUAUGAUCGGCCUCAUCAGCCCCCACCAACCAUCCACAUACACGCACCUGGAGCCACACAGACUGUACCUCUGCUGCCCCUCAGCAGGCUGGCUCCCAGAUUGCGGCGCAGUGUAGAGGGGCUUAACCUGGAGCUGGAGGGGGUCUUUGUAUCUGAAUUACCAGAGGAACAGCACAAGAUUCUGGAUGUCCCAGAUGGUCAUAGAGCACCUGUUCCAGCUCAGAGGUGCAGCAGUGGCUCUCAGAGUGACCCUUCACCUGGACUUCUCUCCCCCUCGCAAUCCCCCUGUCCCAUAGCAGAUUCUGAUAUGGUAGUCUGUGGGCAGCUGGACCCCUCUCCCUCCCCUCCCUUGUAUGUGGCUGACGCACCUUCCUCUUCCCCCCGCCCCAAUAAGACCUAUGCCUUCCAGAGAGAACCUCCAGAGGGCUGUGAGAGAGUGCGUGUAUGUGAAGAGGCCUUUUCUCCAUGUCACAGCGAUCGUCCCGUUCAGCCAUCCUGUCCCGACCCCAACAAAGUCAACUUCACUCCUCACGGAGGCUCCGCCUUCUGCCCAGUCAGCCUACUUAAACCCCUCCUCCCUUCCAUGGACUUGCUGUUUCGUGGCCUGUCAGUCUCACCUGUCACUGGCUGCUCAGGCCAAAGCCCUGCCCCCUGUCAGACAAUAACACAUACAGUGGGCAACAACACAUACCUCCCAGACUCUAACACCUCUACCAUUUAAAGAGGUGGGAGAAAUGAGAGGGCAAAGUGAGAACUGAUGCACAUAAGAGUGAUGUACUUUUUUUUUUCUAUGUGCCAGUUUACUGGUAGUUGUGGCACCCACAAAAUGAGCAUUUACUUUUCAGCUAAGAAGGAAAUCAGGACAAAAAGAUGAAGAAGGAAGACAAUCCAUCACCAAAGAACUACAAGAAAGCACUGUCACUCUCAGGACAAACACACAAGACCUUUCAUUCUUUUUGUAAUGUGGAUGAUUCUGAAUAAUUGGACAUCUAAGCCUGGCUAUACAUAUCCCAUAAUAGGAUAGCUAACCUUUUUUAGAUUAGCAAAUGGAAGAAUAUAGAUGAGGUAAAGUAUUCCUUUAUGAUAUGGGAAUGUACCACACGUCUAUCAGACUUA
Molecule: messenger RNA, 1921 nt
Organism: Colossoma macropomum (tambaqui)
Lineage: Eukaryota; Metazoa; Chordata; Actinopteri; Characiformes; Serrasalmidae
Gene: fam117aa
Product: family with sequence similarity 117 member Aa
Exons: 8
Coding region: 381-1526 (381 amino acids)
Source: RefSeq, a predicted model, not a curated record